CUUACCUGGCGUAGGGGUUACCGUGAUCAAUAAGGCGGUUCCCCCAGGGUGAGGCCCUCCCAUUGCACUACGGCUGGGCUGACCCCUGCGAUUAUCCCUAAUGUGGAUAACUCGGGCGCGCAAUUUUUGGUAGUCGGGACUGCGUACGCGCUGUCCCGGUAUAAUAACAAUCAAAUAUAACUUUACAAACCUCUGAAAUGGUCAUUCUCCUUCAAAAAUCAAUUUUAUGUAACAGAAUCUAGAUUCCUUUUUGAAUUUCUGCGAGAAACCCGUAAAACGUGGGCGUUUGAAUUUUUCCUGUCACCUUGAACUCAAUAAGAGAAGAGCUAACAUAAUAUUGGAGUGCAGGUUAUGGAAAACAUGAAUGUGUUCUGUUUAAAACGAAAUUUAAAACGUUUCCAAACAAAACAAACAACCUUAUCGUUGUAAUGACGCAUAGUCCACAUUACAAAGCCAACCAUUGAACCAUUGAUUGACUUCGUGAACUGUGAACUUUUGCAUUCCACUUACAAUGGUCCAAAACACAGAGCUCAACAACCACAUCACAACAAUUAACUAAAAUAAGUGCAAUAUCAGUGCAAUAUCAUCAGAACCCAACAAAAUAGAAUACAAAACAUGUCACCUCCUAAGCAUCUCAGUAAAGAAACACUAAUAAUAUGGGAAGGAUGGAGAAAAAUGGGUCUCAGAGAAGUUGUAAGAGAAUCAGCUGCAAAAGGCUCCCAUGUAGAGCUAGCUUACACAUUUCUCCAGCAAAAGAAGCAUGUAUCACUUGACAACAUCAAACAAUGGUUUAAAGAAGAAGUCAUUGAAUGGGCAAUGGAACUCCUACAAAACAAGCAAAUCUUUCGAGCAUCUCACAUACUCAAAAACAUUAACCUGGAUCCAUUCACUGAAAUCACCAACAUAAUGUUGAAUACACCAGAUGUGGACAACAUGAACUUCUUGGCUAGUCAUCUAGAGAAGAAUGGACAAUUAAAUGAAGAAUUUAAGCUAAAUAUGAGACUGUUUAAUAUUAUUAUGAAUGAUAAUGAUGCACUGACUGCUUUCAAACAGAAAACAGCCAAUGAAGUCACUUUGAAGAUGUUGAUUGACUGUGAUACUGAAUGGAAAGCUAAACUAGUGGCUAAAUUAUUUUUAAAAUACUAUGAUUUUACUUUAUCUCCUUUACUAACUGCAUCGUUUUUGUGGACAAGUGCUCUGGAAUCAAAUGAUAAACCAUUCCUAAAAAUAUGGCUUGAUGUACAAAAUGGAUGUGUUUUUGACCACAGUGAAGAAAAUCAACUGACUAUGAUACUAUCGGAAUUACAGAUAAGUGAACAAAUGUAUUCUUAUUUAUUACAAAGUACUGAUAUUCAUGUUGAGACAAAAGAGUUUGUUUAUGAUACACUGUCAAAAUAUGGAAUAUUCAACUCUGAGGAAUUGAAAGACAUAAGAAAAAUACUUGCGAGAACAAGCAAAAACACUUUGAAUGAAAAUUUAGAAGAAAUUCUUUCACAGUCAUCAGCAAAUUUAACCUAUGACAACUUUAAACAACAACUAAGAGACUAUUGUGUUGCAAACAACAUGUUUAUUGCUUUGGAUGCAUGUCUACCAGAUGAAGACUAUCUAUAUUCAUCUGACAAUCAAAUAUUAACUCUGUUGAAGUCAUGUAAAGAUAUAUCACACAAUCCAAACAAUCGACAAGUGCUUGCUGUUAACUUACAAGAAAUCAACACAUUUAUUAAUCAACCAGAAGAAAAAUUCCAAGCAUUAUUGCAGUUAAUAUUAACAAAACUAACUGGAGAUAACAUACAGAAGUUCCUCUUGAAUAAUUCAAACAUUUUAAGAGUUUUACCAACAAUAGAAACAUUUCUGAGCAAAAUAUUAACCAAUAUUCCAUCAAGUGGUAUAACUAGGUUUGAUUUAUUGCGAAAACACUUCAAAAUCGACGUGGAGGAUUUGUUUCCAUAUCGUUUUAAUCAAGGAAUCAUUGAGAGACCGAAUUUUAAGUCGGAACAAUUGGUACAAAGCUAUGGACAUCAUAAAAUACUCGAUUAUGCGACGUUUUUGUUUUAUUGUCGGCCAGGAAAAGCAUUAAAACUCGCAGAGAAGGAAAAUUUGAAUAUUGUUGAGCGAAACGUGCGUCGUUUGUUGAUUAAAAACUUUAAACGUGAUGACAUAGCUGCAUCUUGUUUAUAUUUCCUCGAUUGUCUGAAUAUAAAGACAAACGAAUUAAAAAUUGAGCUUGCAGCUGCUAAAUUACUACAUGAACGUGGAAAAACACAAAAUGAAGUUAAAACUUUAUUCUUAAAUGGAAAAACAUACGAAAUUGUAAAGUUAUAUGAAGAAAACCUAUUUCCAACAACAAAUGAUGAAUUUAUUGAUAACUAUAUACAACUAGAGUUAGUAAUUAAGUUAGCAAUUCACUAUGGAUGCAAAUUACCUGAAUUAUACUUGGAACAACUUGCAAUUGCCUCAAAAUGGCCGGAAUUUCUGUUUAUCAUACACAAAUUUGAUUAUCCACAAGAACAAGUGAAUAAAUUAGUAACACACUUUACAAAUCAUGCACUAUAUGAUCAUUUAUCACAUGCUUUGGCGCAUGAUUUAGUUAUAGCAAAAAAUGUAUUGCUACGUGAUAGAGACGCUCGAAAGUUUUUCCUCGCAAGAAUCGGAUUGUUGAAACACAUGGAAAGUGAUAUGAUGUCAAGUGUUACUUCACAAUCAAGUUGGGGAAGCAAUACAUCCAGUAGUGGUUUAUCAGAUUACAUCAGUGAAGUUGAAUGUUCAGAUGACAAUCGAACUGAUUUACUACAAGUGUUAAUUCGAUGCCACAAUAGUAAUGAUCCUCCAAAAGCACUGCUUUAUGCUUGUCAAUAUUAUAAAUAUCCAUUACUCGCUGUGUUAGCAACAACUUAUGAACCUGACUCGGUUGUAACAUGCUGGUUGACUUGGUUGAGCAUUUCAUGUGAAAUUGAAGUUGAAGCUUGUGAGCGUUUAGCAACUGUUGGUCAUAUGGUUACUAAUUUUCUACAAAAAGUUGCUGAGAAACGUUUUUACAAAACCCUGCGACAAAGUUUGUGUAUAUUUUUACUUGAUAAUCCCCUGAAGAACUUUCUAGACUUUCUAGUAGAUUGUCAAUAUUUAAACUUUGAUGAUAAAUCACAAAAUGAAGACCUAAAAUACUUCCAUGACAAGUUAAAGAUGAAACGUUCGAACAGUUAUGUGCCAGAGAUAGAUCAUGAUAUGUUAUAUCUCAAUAAUAAAUUGUGGAUUGAGAACACAGCGAUUACUCUACUGGCAACAGCGUUAAACAAUCAAGACAAACCUUAUCAACGUGUGCAACUGUUAAAAGUAAUCAUGGAUUUAAACUUGCAGCAAUAUUUCAUCAGCAGUCUACCAAAUUUAACGAAUCUCUAUGAAUAUUUUAAUUACUUUUAUGAGCGGAAAAUCAUCGUCCAGCUGGAUUUUAAUAAAUUAUUCGACGCUAAUCAUUAUCACGAUGAAAUCAAGACUUGUAUAUUGACAAUGUUGGCUGCAGAGAAGUACAAAGAGGCUUUGAAGGUCGCACAAGUUGAAAAUGUGCUUGUUGAUGAGAUAUUGAUGAAGAAAUGGAGUGAUUCCAGUAGAGAAGAACAAGAAACCGAGCAGUAUUGGAUAAAAUGUGAUAAUGAAUUUAAAAAGUAUGCGAUUUCACCGGAAAACGCUGUGAAAUUCUAUAAAAAUACAAAGAUAAACGAUGAAAUACUGCGGUAUAAAAUCCUCACGUUGUCCUACACCUGGUGUCGAAACUUUAAACUUCAAAACCAGCAAGAAGUUGAGUUGGAAAUGUGGUUGAGUUAUUUAAAAUUAACUCAACCGAAUAUUUCUAUACAAAUUGAUAAAGAAACUAACAAGUCUUACUUAGAAAUGAAGACUGAAAUCGACCAAAUCACAUCUGAACUUUGUGAUGAAUUAUCACCGACAGAAACUGAGAAACUUGAUGUUGUAGUUCAUAAAUUGCUACAAUCAGGGUCGAUUUUUCAAGCAUUGCGUCUACAAAAACUGUUUUCUACCUACAAUAAUGUCAAUUUAGACAUAUUCAGACUUUGUUAUACUCUAGCAGAAGGAAUAACUCUACCUAUACAACUCUCAGCGCAAGAACGUUUGUUAAUCCGCAAAGUAAAAAACAAUCGCACUUAUAGCCACCGCAGAAAACCGUUGUUUUCAUUCCGUUUAUCAAAUUCAACAUCAAGAAGCCCUGCAUCUAGUUUUGGCACAUUACUAGAUGUUGAACCGAAAGUUCAGGACACAUUAUCUCUCCUAGAAAAUCUCAUUGAAGGACUUACAAGUGGAAUGGAACUCGGUGAAAGUAUCCUGAUGACUUAUCGCAUAAGCAUCAACACAGAUAUUUCUUAUAAUAACAUUUUAUCCAUAGAAGAUCCAACUGUGUUGUUGCUGAAUGCAGUGAAAUCAAAUUGUGUGAAUAAAAUCGAAGUCGCACAUGAUUUCUUCUGCAUUUACAACUGGAAUAAAGAACAGAUUGCUGAUUUCUUGUGUGAACAACUUGUAACAGCUGUAAAUACUUGCACAAAGUCAAAACAAGGAUCAAACAUGAUGUGGGACGUGAAUUUAGACCAAGAAAUCCAUCUUAUUCUACAAUUACUACCAGAUGCUUGUUCCAAACUCGGAAUUAAGUUGUAUUCAUAUUGCAGUGCUCUGCACAAAGCAAUAACAGUCACCAACGAGAUGACAAACAUGUUUGAACUGACUGUGGUCAUAGAAUUGUUAAUCUUGAGCCAUGAGUGUUAUACAUAUGAUUGCAACAUGGAAGGCAUAUCAAUAAUCCUCAAAAAGUGUCAGACUUUGAUAAAUUUACUCCUGGCACUUAAAAAUUGGUCUUUGAUCGUUCGUUUACUCACUGGUGUUGGACGAUACAACGAAUUAAACUAUGUCUUUCAUAUUCUACGUGAUCACGACCAAUUUGAGUUUUUAUUGCGGAAAGGAAGUGCGAAAGACAACGGUUUACGUGUAGCACUCUUAGAUUAUUUGAAAAAGUUCUGUCCAGAUAAUCGCACGCUGUACGAAAUGGUCGCGUUGUAUUUUUCAUUGUAUUCUGAAGUUGCACAGUUGUGGGAAGCUGAAUCCCGGCAGUCGAUUAAGAAUCUCAUCGCCAUUUCCAAACUGGAGAUGAUCAACAGAAAAAUCAACCCGGAUGAAUGUAUUUUUGUCGAGUUUAGUAACACGGAAGGAACGAAAAUAUGUCUGAGUAAAGUUAUGGAGAACUACAGUCAUGCAGCUGAAUAUCAUCUACAAGGGGAAAAACUAGCGAAAGCUAUGAAUGCUGCACGUCAAGCUGAACUCAUUGCCUUACAAAUUUCACUGAUUAAAGCUGUGCCUACAAAUGCAGCAACAAAUUGCAUACUGAAUCUGACCUCGCUGCAAAUUGCAGCGUUAUUUUCAACAUUAAGCUUUCAACAAGCUCUAAUCGUCACAGAAGCCUUUAGUUACCAACCAGACUGGGCACAGAUUUUAUUUGAACAUUUCAUCGUUAAAAACGACUCCAAAUACUUUGAUAACUACCUGAUGACGUUUAAUAUCACUGAUAGUUUAGUCCACAACUUAUCCAGACAUUAUUUAGCUAAAAAUAUUAACACUGAGCAUGGUGCUCGUAACAUGAAGAUGGUUCUUAAGUUAUUACCAUUGAUUCACUUACAAUAUAGAAUUGCAAGUGAGUUGGGCUUCUCAGACAUGGUUGAAAAGCUGUUGAACAGUGACAAAUUGAAUUAUCUCAAAGAUACGGUGUGGAAACGUGGUUAUCGCGAAUAAUAUCCAAAGAUUUUUAAUGAUUUUAUGUAAAUAUGCAGAUUUAAAUAUGUUAGUAUUAAAUAUAAACACUUGAUGGCGCUGCAUGUCCAUUGAGAACAUUUUAAUCCAAGAAAAGAAUUUUAUAUUCUCGUCAGAUGUCGCUGUAUGCCUGUAUUUUAACAUGGCCGAUGAAAAAAUAUCCAUGUUGAAUUUUAUCUGUGUUUACAAACACGUUGUAAUCUAUAAAGAUAAAUGCGUGUGCAUCGGCGUUGAAUUUACACGUUUUGACUUGAUUCCUGCUAGCGAAUUUUAUAUUUAUAAAACUUACGUCAAAACUGGUCAAAACCAAAACGUUUCACGUUUUAUCAUGAACUCAUCAAGAUGCAUGAGCAUGAAUUGUGUCACGUUAUUAUACAUUAAUGUAUUUCAAUCACGAUUAAGUGCAUUAAAUACAAUUCGUAAUGAUGCAUUAAAACGUGUUGUAGAUUAAACAGUAUUUAACGCCUCAAGGUUAAACACUGCAGCAAUUUAGUUGCCUAUUGAUAUAUAAUAUUAAAACAUAAUGUGAUUAAUUGAGCGGCAUGAAGAGGGAAGCAGGAAUGAAAUCCAUCAUUCGACGAGGGUUUCGUAUCUGCGAUGUCAAUAAAGUAAACUUUGGACGAAAA
Dalotia coriaria is the source of this 6428-nucleotide messenger RNA. RefSeq names its product spatacsin. Gene Ontology annotation, biological process: chemical synaptic transmission; synaptic vesicle transport; axon extension. The record is from RefSeq and is a predicted model, not a curated record. NCBI's taxonomy places the organism in Eukaryota, Metazoa, Arthropoda, Insecta, Coleoptera, Staphylinidae. Gene Ontology annotation, cellular component: dendrite; synapse; cytoplasm.